AUGGGUUUCGCCGCACGAUCUGUGUGGCUAGUGGUGUUAGUUUUAGCCCUGUUGCAAGAGGGGUUCAUUGAAAAGGCCCCAUGGGCUGCACUCGGUGACACUACUCUCCUCGGAUCACUAACCGCAACAGCCACAGGCGUCACUCGUAGGGGCCGGUCUCGCAGCUACAGUGUUUCCUCGACAUCUAGCACCAGCAGCACAGGCAGUUCAACAGAUACAGACGAUGAGAGUUCGACAUCAGAAGGCAGCCAGAAGAAGAAGAAAAAGAGAAGAUUCUCCUUGCCAGGCAAAGCUAAGCGCAGUAAAUCAGGAUCAACAGGUGACUCUAGCGCGGGUGAGGGGCCCAGCACCAGUGCUACUGAGGCUCCAGAGAGUGGAAAAGGAGGAAAAAAGAAGGGAAUGAAAAAAUUAAAGAGAGUCCUCUCAAGAAAGGGCUCGAAAAAUGUGACAACCGCACCACCGGGUGGAGAAGGCAGCAGCGAUGCAGAGGCAGCAAUAGAUGCAGCAGCAGCAGCAGGACAAGGAGACGGUGCUGCACAGAACACAGCUGCAGCACCAGGUAAAAAGCGAAGCCGCCGCAGCCUAUUUAAAAAGAAAAAAGGAAAAGCGGAGAAGGCAGAGGAUGCCCGAGAGGGGCCCCACCCCCGGCGGGGCAAGGGUCGUCUGCUUGCAUUCAAGAAGUCGAAGAGCUCUUCAGUGUCAGGCGGGGAUGCAAAGGGGGCCCCACAAACGAAAGCUGUGAAUUCCAGGCUAAUGACAGAACCCAAGUUCACCGCAGGCUCAAGCGUAAAGUACGAGGAUGGAUUCCCAAGGAUCUUACCGAGGCCCCCACAGAAGGGUGGCACUACCCCGACAAACCCGCUAGCAGGCUGCAUGCCCGUGCAGACAACACCAGGAUUCGAGUCGUUUGCUAGUGGUCUACCGCAUCAAGGCGUCGGCUGCCGUCUUCGUAUGCAGGCUGGGCACCACCAGCCACCGCAGCGCCAGGAGGAACAGGAGCAGCAGCAACCCGAGCAGGUGGACACCCAGGUUCACCAGCAGCAGGAGGAACCGCAGGCUCACCAGCAACAGGAGGAACCGCAGGCUCAGCAGCAACAGGAGGAACCGCAGGCUCACCAGCAGCAAGUGGAAGCGCAGGUUCACCAGCCGCAUCAGCUAGUGGUAGAGGCGCAGGUCCAUCGCCAGCAGGAGGACGACGAUCAGCAGUUGCCGCAGAAAGGAGAGCAGCAUCAGCAAGAAGACGUGCAGCAACAGCAGGUGGACCAGGAGCAGCCGCAGCAGAAGCAGGAACAGCAAAAGGAACAGCAACAGCAGCCGCAGCCGCAGCAACAGCAGCAGGAGGAUCGACAAGAGGAGCAGCAGCAACAGCAGCAGCAGCAGCAACAGCAACAGCAGCAGCAACAGCAGCAGCAGCAGCAUCAGCAGGAGGGGAAGCAACAGUAG
Eimeria mitis is the source of this 1443-nucleotide messenger RNA. RefSeq lists its product as uncharacterized. Bases 1 to 1443 code for a protein of 480 amino acids. NCBI's taxonomy places the organism in Eukaryota, Apicomplexa, Conoidasida, Eucoccidiorida, Eimeriidae. The record is from RefSeq and is a predicted model, not a curated record. The transcript has a single exon.